AUGAUAACACCUGUAUUUGUAGUAAUGCAAGAUGACACUUUCAUUACAAUUAAAAUGAAAACACCUUAUAUAAAGGUGAAUGAAAUUGAAAUUUAUUGUGAAGGACCUGAUGUUUCAUUUUAUGCAAAACCUUAUUACUUACGACUUCAUUUUUCAAAUAAUUUAAUUGAGGAUGAUAGAAUGCAUACAUCAUAUGAUAUAUCAAAUGGUGACGUGAUAAUUAAACUGGCAAAAGAGAAUACGGGAGAAUAUUUUCCGGAUCUGGACUUUUUAACAAAAUUAUUGGCACCUAGAGCUAGAAAUCAAGAUUUACCAUCAGAGAAACCAUUAAUAGAAGUUAUUGGAGAAGAUAUUAAUGGAGAAGAUAGCAAUAGUAAUGAAGAAAAAAUUUUUUUAGAAUCAUUAGAAAAUCAUCAAAAAGGAGUCAAGGAUAAUAGUAAUAAUGAGAUUGAUAAUGAGAUUAUUGAUGACAAACUUUUCAAAAUUAUGGAAUAUGCUGAUAAAUAUGAUUGGGAAUUGCCACAAGAAUUUCCAGAUGAGAAGGAGUUAGUGUUAACUGCAAAAUAUGGAUUUAAUGGACUUUAUUCAGGUUAUUUUACUCAUGUAAAAGAAACUUAUAAUGAAAUCAAUGAAAUCAAUGAUCCAGAACGAUCAACAGCUCAGUCACGUCUUCGAGAUAGAAUUAAUGCGGAAAACACAAAAUUUAAUCCAGACAUUUAUAUAGCUGAUUUUAUGCAAGUUGAUGAGUUUAUACAUUUGAUAAAAUAUAAAACUAAAUGGUCAUUGAGUUUAGAAAAAUUAAAUAAAAUCAGAGAGAUAAUAGAUGGUAACAAGGAAAAAAGGGAUGAUGAUCUUGAUAUUGAUGAAAUUUUGGAAUUUACAGAGCAAGAAUGUAAAAUCAUGAGAAAUCUUAUUGAUAAUGUUGGAUCAAUAUAUUAUGGAUUAAUAGAUUUAAUAUUUGCAUAUAGCUAUAAUCAUAGAAUUAAUGAAGGAGAAAAUAAUGUGGAAUCAGCUUGGACAAUUGGAAAAAUAAGCCCAACAAUAUCAUGCCUUGAGGUUUUUAAUAAUAUUGAAGAAUUAAUCUUGUCAUUGUUUCAUCGUACAUUAGCUUAUCCAUUAUAUAGAAAUUUUGAAUUAUCAAAAAAAUGUCUUGAAGAUGUUUAUGUAUUAUUGGAGCUUGGUAGGCGAGCAAUAUUAAAAGUAUUAUUGGAAUUAAAAUAUUUAUUUGAUCAUCAUGAUACUUAUUAUAUUUAUUCAAAAAUUAUUUUGGAUGAUUAUUGUAUUUGCGAUGAAUUAAUUAAAUCUUUAGCACAUAUGAUUUAUAAUUAUAAAAUUAAUAAAACAAGCAUUGGAUGGCAUUUGGAAGAAUAUGAGAAAUUGGCAUUAGAAGAUCAACUAGAAUCUGAAACUGAUAAUUAA
This is a messenger RNA of Entrophospora sp. SA101, 1419 nucleotides long. The record is from the annotation of a GenBank genome assembly. Lineage: Eukaryota; Fungi; Glomeromycota; Glomeromycetes; Entrophosporales; Entrophosporaceae.